UCUGCGCCGCUCAUUCGUCCCUCAGAAAUCUCUUUUCAUUGGGGCAGGUAAAGAUAGACGGGCCUGUCCCCAGUGGCCCAGUCCGUACUAUAUCUGGCCAUGUCUCGCCCCUCUCCCUCCCAGGCCUGCCUUUUCUUCCCUUUUGCCCCUCGAUGCGAUAACUCGAGAACAACGCCCUUUCCUCGCUCAAUCGCAGUUGUCGCGUGGCUGCGAGCCUCUGCUACGGGGCCUUCCAGCCUGGGAUCGUUUCGACAAGCACACCGCAGCCCUCUCGCCGGGAUAUGACUAAUUCGCCCUACGUCGCAUCGGCCGCAUUUCCCACGUUUCAACAAGUCCAACAGUGACACUUACAAGAUGUCUGGAACCGAUUUGCGCGGAUCAUGCCCGGAACCGUACUACCAGGAGGACCUUUUUGACAAUGGCGGAUUUGUCGGAGGACGCUUCUGUCAAGUCACGCCGAUCGCAGGUAAUGCUUCUUGCUGCCUUCCGUGUCCACAAGCCACGUGGCUGUAUGGUGAAGAAAUCCAGGAGAAAACAAGGAUCGCGAGUUGGAUUUCAGUCGCCGUGUUGCCUUUUUGCAUAUUCCUAUUGGUAUCAUAUGCUGUUCUACCAGCGAAACGAACACACCGUCAUUACUUGAGCAUUUGCUUUACCCUCGGCAUCUGCUGCAUGCAGCUCGCAUUCGUCAUUCCUCUCGGGACGAAACCAGACCAAUGCUAUAACGAGAUCACACCCAGGGAUAUGUACUCCAGUUUAUCAUGCGCCUUCACCGGCUCCAUGCUUCUCUUCGGUGGGUGGGUAGUGGUAGUAUUCAGUUUCAUCCGUACAAUUGCCUUCCACCUCCAGGUCUGCUGGGAAGUGAUUCUCGGCCCCAAGUUCAUGUGGGGUGCGUUCAUCUGCGGCUUGGGCAUCCCAAUCAUUGGAACAUCAAUCAUGCUAGUCUUGACCGGAGUAUCUUUCCGAUUCGGCGAUGUGUGCCAUAUCAACAUUGAAAAGAGUUUACAGGAUUACUGGAUUCCGAUCAUAGCAUUUGCCGGCGCGUCCCUGAUUAUGCAGUUCACGACAAUGGGCUACUGCGUUCAUGUCUACAUCAAGUCCCUUUACGAUACGGCACCGACCACGAACAGCUCCAACAUCCAGUCGUAUACUGCGAGUGUCGGCACAUUGACCGCGCGUCAAGCCUACCGACGUGUUCGCAAGAUUCUCAAGCUACAGUGGAGAAGCAACUGCCUUGUUCUGGUCAUUCUUGCCAACGUUAUCGUUUUCGCUGUCAUCUUCAUUCGAGCAGAUGACCAGCUGGAAGUUACACCCGAGAACCUCGCCCGAGCAACGCCUUGGCUACUCUGCCUUGCUCUGAACGGUGGUGAUAAGACGCAAUGCUUUGAAGAGGCCAAAGAUAUUGGGCCAACCGAACCAACGCUCUUGGUGUUACUUGUCCUUCUGACCCUGGUCGGAUUUUGGAAUUUCGUCCUCUUUGCGCGCCCAUCCAUGUUUGUUGGAUGGUGGGACCUGAUUACGCGAAGAGACACCACCCAGUUUGAGUUUGUGUCUGCCGACGCUCGCAAAAUGCGGGCCGAGGCGCACAGCUACGAAAUGCUCAGCAGCAACGGACUACCGUCUUACAAGAGCCCCGAACCCCACGCCGAGCCCUAUGUGCGGUCUCCCAGUCCCGCCUACACGGCGCGGACAAUGAGUCCCGAUCUGAAUAACCACUACGGACGGGACGCACGCUAUGUCCGACCAUCAAUGAGCUUCUCCGGACCACGACCCCCAAGCUCGCCGCAACACAAUGGACGAGACUGGGAUCCCGAGGCAACAUUCGCUCGCGCAUAUCACCAGCGAUGACACCUCCCUUGCUAUUACUAUAAUGUGUCCAUAUAAAAACUUGCAUUGUGAUUUCUACGACGCGCACGACUGUAUACCCAUCUAAUUCCUUUUUUUUUUCUCCUACCAUCACCUUCAUUCUCUGUCAUUGAUUCUGACUCUUCCCUGCGUACCCUCCUGGGGAGGCCAAGGAUUGUACUAUCUCGCUUCUUUUUUCCUUACGUGUGGCGGGCCAAUCGGUAUUGCAACGGCACGGAGUAAUUAUGGAUGUCAUAUUAGACUGGGACAAAGGAGUUCAAGCAUUUAUUGCAUAAGACAGAAAUACAGCAAGUUAAUGAUUACGCCGAGCUCAGCUCACCUCUUCGCAAGAUUGGAGCGAGGGUCGAGUUCCAUGGAACGAAACCUGCUUCUCAUCGGCUCCGGCAGUUUGAACAUGGCUGCAGAUCAUCCUAGAGGAGUCGUCAAAAUUCUUGUCAUGUCGAUGACAAUAAUCUGCUCCGAACUCGACUGGUUCGGUGCGUGGUGGGAUGCCGAUCAGCCACGAACGUGCAGCGGCCCUGAAGUUUGUUGAACAUUCUGGAAGCACUCAAGAAUUCGCUCCCCGUCAACUCAUGCAUGGGCCAUGGCACCGCGACCCAGAGUUCACCAAAACCCUUUUCCAGCGUUCCUCCCGCCUUCCAUGCUUCCAUGUGGUUUCUUUUCUUUUCUUUUCCUUUUUCUUUUUUUUUUUUUUUUUU
Aspergillus calidoustus is the source of this 2561-nucleotide messenger RNA. Lineage: Eukaryota; Fungi; Ascomycota; Eurotiomycetes; Eurotiales; Aspergillaceae. The record is from the annotation of a GenBank genome assembly.